Molecule: messenger RNA, 2252 nt
Organism: Sphaeramia orbicularis (orbiculate cardinalfish)
Lineage: Eukaryota; Metazoa; Chordata; Actinopteri; Kurtiformes; Apogonidae
Product: glycerol-3-phosphate dehydrogenase 1-like protein
Exons: 8
Coding region: 125-1180 (351 amino acids)
Biological process (GO): carbohydrate metabolic process; glycerol-3-phosphate catabolic process
Cellular component (GO): cytosol
Molecular function (GO): NAD binding; protein homodimerization activity; oxidoreductase activity, acting on the CH-OH group of donors, NAD or NADP as acceptor
Source: RefSeq, a predicted model, not a curated record
UCGUCAGGGCUCAGGUAGCGGAUUUCAGAUAGAUGUUCCUCGGCUCUCCGGUGUUCCCCCGGUAGCGCUGUGUCUCCUGGGUUUUUCGGUGUAGAAGAGUCAGAGAGCAACUGGAGCUCCACAGAUGGCUUCUCCGCUCAAAGUCUGCAUAGUCGGCUCCGGAAACUGGGGUUCGGCCAUAGCCAGGAUUAUUGGAAACAAUGCGAAGUCACUGCAGCGUUUUGCCACCACAGUGAAGAUGUGGGUGUAUGAAGAAAACGUCAACGGCAGGAACCUUACGGAAAUCAUCAACACAGAGCAUGAAAAUGUCAAGUACCUGCCUGGAUACAAACUACCAGAGAACGUGGUGGCCGUCCCACAGCUCAGUGAAGCUGCACAAGGAGCCGACCUGCUGGUGUUUGUCGUCCCUCAUCAGUUCAUCAGGAAACUCUGUGAUGAGAUGGUGGGCUGUGUCUCCUCCAAGGCUCGGGGAAUAACACUCAUAAAGGGAAUUGAUGAAGGACCUGAGGGCCUGAAGCUGAUCUCAGACAUCAUUCGAGAAAAGAUGGAGAUUGAUGUCAGCGUUCUUAUGGGAGCAAACAUCGCCAAUGAAGUAGCUGCUGAGAAGUUCUGUGAAACCACUAUCGGCAGCAGGAUUAUGGAGAACGGCCUGCUGUUCAAAGAGCUGCUGCAGACUCCCAACUUCAGGAUCACAGUGGUGGAAGAUGCUGAUACGGUGGAAUUGUGUGGAGCUCUGAAGAACAUUGUAGCUGUGGGCGCAGGUUUCUGUGAUGGCUUGCGAUGUGGAGACAACACCAAGGCGGCCGUGAUCCGUCUGGGUCUGAUGGAGAUGAUUGCCUUUGCCAAACUCUUCUCUAAAAAUGACUCCGUCUCCACGGCAACUUUCCUUGAAAGCUGCGGUGUUGCUGACCUCAUCACUACCUGCUACGGCGGCCGCAACCGACGAGUUGCAGAAGCCUUCGCCAAGACGGGAAAGAGCAUAGAGGAGCUGGAGAAAGAGAUGUUGAAUGGUCAGAAGCUGCAGGGUCCUGCCACAUCAGCAGAGGUUUACCACAUCCUCAAACAAAAGAACCUUGUGGACAAAUUUCCUCUGUUCACUGCCGUCUAUCAGAUAUGUUUUGAGGGAAAACCAGUCCAAGAGAUGAUCUCCUGCCUGCAGAGCCACCCAGAGCACAUGUGAUCACCCUGUGGGUGUCACAGAGGGCCGAUGAGGGCUGAUGAAGUGUUUUUCUACAGAGAGUAUCAGAGCCAAAACAGCAGUUCUAUCCUCCAGCUUGUGGUAGAAAAACAACCUCAGUUUUCAGGCCAUGGCCAUAGUCCUGUAAAGGGUGAUUCUGGUUUAAAAUGUGGGUCAAAUUUUGUUUAUUAGAUCAUGUUUCUCUACGUUCACUGUCCUGGUAGGGAGGAUUCUGAACAGGGUCCAGGAGACUUUCUCAGCUCAGUUCAGCUGACGUGUCAUCAUGAUCAUCACGGGAAAAGAGUGUGUUUUUGAAAUAGUCUACAAGAAAACCUGUUUUCCACUGUUAUCUGAUGAAGCAUCUUGCUGUGCGUGUUGGGUUUCUGCCUCAGUGGGAACUGUUUUAGUCCAACACUUUCUGGAUCCGGUCCAGUGGUUUGCUUGAAUCCUUUGUCCGUCAUACUUUGUUUUGUGAGUGACAAAAAAAGACACUUAGAAAUUCAAACUGAGCAGUCAGAUCAUCCAGCCAAAAAUCAGAAUGCAGUCGCAUUUCAAACCACCUCCAAAUGCAAUUUGCAUCCACUUUGCAAAAUCACAUUCAUGUAGUUUUCUGCUGUUUAGGACUGCUAAAGUCAAUCUGGAGCUGGAAAAAAUGCAUUGAGAUAAAUAGGUGUUGAUGAUAGAUAUAACAAGUCACCAUGACAGAGAAAAACACUCCAGAAUUAUGCUUCAAAUAUACCACAAAAUUUUCUUUCCUCCAGGAAAUAUUUUGUUUUGUUUCAGUUCUUUUUCGCUGCUGACAAACCUGGUCACAAACUGAAACACCCAGGAUAGACAGAUGGGUGACAAAUUAAAGGAAAUGUAUAUACAUAACAUCUUCCCACACAAAAGAUGUUCCCUCAGUUGGUGCAGAGCACUCUCUAACAUGUGAGUCCAAAAUCUCCUGUAGGUGUUAAAUUGGGUUUAGUUCUAGCAUCUGUGAGGUCCACAUCAUUUUCAUCAAACUAUGUUAUAUGGAUGGAGCCGGUGUCAACGUUUAUGUGCACGUAAUAUUCUUUUUUUUUGGCCAAAUUCU